This is a messenger RNA of Populus trichocarpa (black cottonwood), 2214 nucleotides long. RefSeq lists its product as uncharacterized. Bases 756 to 1958 code for a protein of 400 amino acids. The transcript has a single exon. Gene Ontology annotation, cellular component: 90S preribosome. Lineage: Eukaryota; Viridiplantae; Streptophyta; Magnoliopsida; Malpighiales; Salicaceae. The record is from RefSeq and is a predicted model, not a curated record.
CCUUGGGUACUUCGAGAAGGGGGAAAUAUACCUGUCAUCAUUUCCAUUAAAAACUGGAUAGCAUACCACGGUCAGUAUAAUCAAGCAAAACAUCCAAAGAUGGAUUGCUUGUGAAAGCACCGGCCAUGCAUGUAGAAGAUAGAUUCAACAUUCCAGCUCAUUUCAAUGCAAUCUUCCUUCAUCCAACAGAGCUUCGUUUCCUGUCUUGCAUCUAUGCAAGAAGCCUCUGUCAAUCCCACCAUCAAACAAUGAAUUGAAUUCAGCUUCCAGUGUUGCUGUCUUUGUGGAGUUAUCUGACUCUAUUCAGAAAGAGAUCUUCAUGGGGCUUAUGGGCCACGUACUGGCACCCGCUAGACAUGCUUGGUCGCAUUUUGCUCCAAUUACAGUAGUUGGAACUUGGAACUACAACUACCCACCUUGACACCUUGUAUAUGUGUGUGCGUGUCCUAAAAUCAUAAACGGGCCAUCCAUUGUUUAUAUUAGAGGAGGUAUUGUUUAGCCCAAUAUUCUCUCAGGUUAAUCUUUACUUACUCAGCCCAAAUCGUCCAUCAAACUCAGCCCAUCUCUACUCCACUCUGAACCCUGAAGUUCAUCUUUAAAAUACUCAAAACCCUAACCUCAAACUGCUAGCUAUCCUCUCUUAAACCCUAAAUCACACGCGUACUGCUUGUUCACACUGCACUGAUCUGAUAGUGAUAACCAACAGCAGCUUGCAGGUUUACCUCCCCUUCUUCAACUGUCACCGUCUGUCCAUUAUGGCAGCCCUUCCAACACCAUCUGGUUUUAGCCCCAAAACCGUGGAGAAAGCUGUGAACGCUCUUCUCAAAUGGAGAUCGUCCAAAUUGAAUACCCAAAAGCCUCAACUACUGGAACAUGACGAGUUUGUCUACCUUAUCUUAACCCUCAAAAAGAUCCCACAUAAGGGUGUCAGCCGCAUCAACGCCCACAAAAUCCCUCUCCCUUGCCCCUUAACCAACCCUCUAACUGAAGCCCCUGAGCUCUGCUUAAUCAUCGAUGACAGACCCAAAUCAGGCCUCAAUAAAGAUGCUGCCAAGAAGAAGAUUCAAAACGACAACAUACCCAUCUCCAAAAUCAUCAAGAUUUCCAAGCUCAAGACCGAUUACCGUCCUUUUGAGGCCAAGAGGAAACUCUGUGAUUCUUAUGAUAUGUUCUUUGCUGAUAAAAGGGUGGUUCCUCUCUUGCCUAAGAUGUUAGGGAAACAGUUUUUUAAGAAGAAGAAGAUUCCGAUGACUUUGGAUUUGAAGCACCAAAAUUGGAAGGAGCAGAUUGACAAGGCGUGUGGGUCUGCCUUGUUGUUCCUGAGGACUGGAACUUGUAGUGUGGUGAAGGUAGGGAGGAUUUCGAUGAGUAGAGAGGAGAUUUCCAAAAAUGUGAUGGCUGCUAUUAAUGGGAUCGCGGAGAUUGUGCCCAGGAAGUGGGGUGGUAUUAGGUCUUUCCAUUUGAAGUUGCUUGAUAGCCUGGCUUUGCCUGUUUAUCAGGCAGUUCCUGAUUUGAAGUUGAAGAUUGAUGGUAGUGCAAAAGAGCAGGAGGAGGAGGAUGUGGUCGCUGAGGAGGAAGAUAAGGUUAAAGAGGGGAAAAUUGGGAAAAAGAAGGGAAGGAUACAUGAGGUUAGAUAUAUGGAUAAUAACGAUGAUGGUCGGGUUGUUGAUGAGGAUGAAUUGGGGAGUGUCUUUGAAGGGGAUAUUGAUAACCAUGCUGAUGAUGAUGUUGAAAAGGGCAGUGAUGAAUUAUUGAAUAAGAAGAGAAAGAUGGGAGAUAAUAAAGGGAAAGGUGAGAAGAAGGUAGCUAAAUUGAAGAAAGAAGAUGGUUUCAAGCAAAAGAAAGCAAAGAAUGAAGAUGUUACCAAGCAAAAGAAGAUAAAGAAAAAUGCUUUGGCUUUAGAGAGUGGGGGAAUGCAAGUGAAGGAUAACAAGAAGAAGAAAAGAUUGGCUGCAUAAUGAUUGAAUGCCGCUUCCUGGAGAGUCGACACAAGGAAAUUUGCUGCUUGCUUAACUUGGAGAGAAUCAGUGCAUGGUUGUAUGCCUGUCCUUUUAGCAGAUUUGGUCUGAGGUUUUAAUUAUGGUAUUCAUGAUGUCAACUUUUUUUUUAGUUUAUUUAUAUUCAGAAAUUUAAUAUGAAUGUUUUUUUUCUCCUUAAUUAUGUUUCUUGAUUAUGGAGAACAGAUAGAAUGGUAAUUUGAUAGUCAGUCUUUCA